Messenger RNA from Pelmatolapia mariae (spotted tilapia), 1465 nucleotides. Its product is annotated as girdin-like. Gene Ontology annotation, molecular function: dynein light intermediate chain binding; microtubule binding. The coding region runs from base 355 to 1236 and encodes 293 amino acids. NCBI's taxonomy places the organism in Eukaryota, Metazoa, Chordata, Actinopteri, Cichliformes, Cichlidae. Gene Ontology annotation, biological process: cytoplasmic microtubule organization; cytoskeleton-dependent intracellular transport. The record is from RefSeq and is a predicted model, not a curated record. Gene Ontology annotation, cellular component: cytoplasm; centrosome. The transcript is spliced from 9 exons.
AGAGAGCAGGGGGGAGGAGGAGGAGGAUUGACAGCAGAUGCCUUUGCAGCAGAGGACCAGAGAGGAUGUAUGUCCGUGUGUGGUGUUCCGGGACAAAAUCCGCACAUGUUUAAACGUUCACAUAUCGAAAUUUAAACCGCGAGAUUUCACGUGUUUGUGAGAGAAAUCAAAGACAAUCCAAAGCUCAGUGUCAGAGGGAAUUCUUCUCUAAAGGAGAUGGACGGGACGACCUGAAUAGACGAUUGGACCACUUCAUUUAAAAGAUGUAUUUCGUGCUACGUGCUAUCAGUUUUUUUCUUGAUUAAAUCAACUUGGAUGUUCUAUUGAGACCAGUCACUCAAAGCCUAGCUAACGAUGGAGAGCGGAGUUUUUCUGCCUUGUCUGGAUCAGUUCAUGCUGAGCCCACUUGUCACUUGGGUGAGGACAUUCGUGCCAAAUGAUGGGGGCAUGCACUUGGAUUUUUCUGAAUUGCUGGAUGGAGUCUUUCUAAACGACAUAAUGACUCAAAUAAAUCCUUCAGCUGCAUCUCAGGGUACAAAGAAAAUGAGCAAGGAUCCAAGUCAGAGGAUCCAGAACCUGAACUUUCUCGUGCAGCAGAUCAAGACAUUUUACCUGGAUAAUCUGAGACAAUUAAUCAUGACUCCUUUGCCAAAUGUGUUGCUGCUUGGCAGGACUCCUUACUGUGAACAAAGCCUGGAUGAAAUGAGGAAACUUUUGCUAUUACUAUUGGGAUGUGCAGUUCAGUGUGAGAAGAAAGAGGAGUACAUUGAGAGAAUCCAGACACUUGACUUUGAGACAAAAGCAGCAAUAGCUGCUCAUAUUCAAGAGUUGACUCACAGUCAAGAGAAUGUGCUGGAUCUGCAGUGGUUUGAGUCAAGUGAGCUGCACCCCGAUGAGAUGGAGGCGGUAGUAAGGAACAUGACCACACACCUCCGACACCUGCUGGAUCAGAGGGAUACCCAUCUGGAGACUAUAGCAGAGCUAAUGCAGGAGAAAGAGGGUGUGGUAAGUGUGCUCAGUAGCCCCUCCAGCCCACAGUGUGCCAGCUACUCUCCUACAAUUCAGCAGCAGCAGGUGGGGACCCAGCAACACCUUGCAGUGGAACUGGCUGACUCCAAGGCAAAGAUCAGACGACUUAGACAAGAACUAGAGGAGAAGAGUGAACAAAUGCUGGACUGCAGACAUGAGUUGGAGAACAUGGAGGCUGAGCUGAAGAGAAUCCAGCAGGAGGUCUGAAGUCAAAGAACACGUUGAAAAAAAAAAAAUCACAGCUCCUUGUAAUGUGACAAACAGUAACCUCCUGACCUCUCUGCAGCUUAUGCAGAUUAUUGAAUACUGUACUUUGCUGCAGCUCCAUGCUUAAUAACUACUAACUUAAACCUCUGAACACUGACUCAGAUGUACAGCUAAAGCCCCUGUGGAUUUGUCUGCUCGGGAAAUCUCAAUUUGCAUUUGUGGCUUAGAU